This is a messenger RNA of Portunus trituberculatus (swimming crab), 4332 nucleotides long. RefSeq lists its product as uncharacterized. Gene Ontology annotation, biological process: DNA integration. The annotation marks the transcript as partial. The transcript has 7 exons. The record is from RefSeq and is a predicted model, not a curated record. NCBI's taxonomy places the organism in Eukaryota, Metazoa, Arthropoda, Malacostraca, Decapoda, Portunidae. Gene Ontology annotation, molecular function: nucleic acid binding; zinc ion binding.
CUGGCGCGUGAGCCUGUGCUCCAGAGUCGCUACUGGCAGCCAUUUCCUACCCUUUGUAGCUCUAAGGACAAUGACGACACGCCUUGUCCUGGAGACAUCAGUUACGAGGAAAGAACUCCUCCCAGUAGCCCGCGGCGCCAUCACGUCCUCCCGCCACCGGCUGUGAGAUUGCUGACGUGUGCUACGACUGUGUGCUGUGGACCCGUGGUGUUACGUGACAGUGCAGUGCAGUGCAGCGUGUGGCAGUGUAUUACAGUGCAGUGUGCGGCGCUGUCUUCCCGCCACACCACGCACACUGACACAUUUGCUCUCACAUCUACGAGUGAUUUCCCGGCAUGGCGCGGUCAAAACGACGUCCCAAGCCUCCCAGACGAGUUGAGGAGGAAGAUGAGGGGACGCCGGGACAACCAGACAGCCUGUCACAGACGUUGGCUGGUGCUACCGCAGGCGCGGGUGAAGCGGCGGCCCCGGACACCGCCGCCCACCUCCGCCCGCCACCCGCCCAUCACCACCACUCCACCCAGGUCGCCACACCAUGCACCUUCUCACACACCUGUCUACCCUGAUUUCUCAGUAUUUUUCCAAUGGGCGCGCUCGGAGCGGCUCCGGUACCCACCCACCUGUGCAGAAAGCAGCUGUCACACCUCCGCCGCCACUGUCACACGACGUGUGAGUGUUUCGCUCAUAUACGUGACUCCAACAACGAGGCAUUGCGUCGGCGAGCCUUCACUAGCUGUCGGCAGGCGAGGCGAGCCCUUCUCCGAGUUUCUCGUCAGACUGAAGACCCUGGCGGAGGAAUUCGACAUCUGUAAGGCUCACCACCUGGACUGUGAAGAGGCAUGGAUGAAGCACGGUAUCUUGACAGGCGUCCACGACGAGGAAUUGGUGACCAAGAUUGUGUCCCUCGACGCCGCCUCUACUCUUGCUGACGUCAUCAACGUAUGCAGGGCCCACGAGGCGACGCGGUCAGCCGCCUCUGCCAUACGUGCCUCACCUACAGUGUCUGCUGUCUCAACGUAUAAACAGACGAAGAAAGCAGCACACAAACCUGGAGUCCCCCCUCGCCAACCUUCACCCACUCAUCGGGCGCCUACCUCCUGCAGCAGCUGCGGCAGGCGAGACCACGGCCCGAAGGGCUGCCCAGCAACAGGUGUUACGUGCAGAGGUUGUGGGAAGACUGGCCACUACGCUUUGAUGCCCAAAUGCCCAGCCAGGCAGUCUACAUGCACUGCUUGUAAUCGUCUGGGGCACCUGGAGAAAGUCUGCAAGCAAACCAAGGCAAGGAGGUCUCAUGAGGGCCCACCUGAGGCCUCAUGUCAGUCUCCUAUCAGUACUCGUGAUGACCCGACACCUCCUACUGUACGAGUGGAAGUGUUGCAUGACGGUCACUCUGGUAGUCUGGACUUCAUUCCCGACACUGGUGCCGACACGACGGUCAUCGGCCCACAGCGCUUGAGAAUGUUGGGCAUCGACAGACAGGCUCUUGGUCCUCCUCCAUCCCUUGCCUACUACAACGCUGAUGGGACGAAGAUGUCUGCUGCCCUCGGUUCGCUCCAGGCCACACUAGUUUACGGCGAGCUGUCUUGUACGGGCUGGAUAGAUGUGCAGGCGUGCCUGCGUUACCUCUUCUCAGCACCACUUCCCCAGACGCAGCGAAGAGUAAUUCUUGAGGGAGUACCAGGAUGUCCUCUUGACAAAGGAUUCCACACAGGAUGCUCCCUCAAGCCGAUGUCUGGACCGCCGAUGAGGAUCCACUUACGAGACGACGCCCAGCCGUUUGCUGUCCACACGCCGAGGCUUAUUCCUUUGGCCUACAGGGACGCAGUGAAAGCUGAGCUGGACUCUAUGGUGGCACGAGGCGUUAUUGCUCCUGUUGGUGACGUCCCAUCUUAUUGGUGUCAUCCAAUGGUUGUUGUGCCGAAACCUGGUGGAGGUGUCAGGAUCACUACGGACUUGAGUAAGUUGAACGCACAAGUAUCUCGGCCUGCACACCCAUCACCCACGCCUUUUGCAGCCAUCUGGAGCGUCGAUGCCAGGGCACGCUACUUCACCACGAUUGACGCGUUGUGUGGAUAUUGGCAGAUACCCUUGCAUGAGGACGACCAAGCCCUGACUACGUUCAUCACUCCAUAUGGGCGCUUCAAGUACCUCCGAGGUCCCAUGGUUUUCGCAGCCACAGGCGACGCCUUCUGCCUCCGAGGAGACAUCGCGCUACAGGGAGUGCCACAGUGUGUCAAAGUCGUGGAUGACAUUCUCGUGUACGACGAGGAUUACUUCACACAUCUACGCCACGUUAACGACAUCUUGGCCAGAUGCCGAGCCCAUGACAUCACUUUAAAUGCCAAAAAGUUUGUGCUGGCGGCUCCAUCGGUGUCCUUCUGCGGCUACAGGCUCUCCCAUGACGGCAUCGCAGCAGACCCUGACAAGGUUCGAGCCAUCACUGAGUUUGCUACGCCUGCUACGUUGACCGACCUUAGGUCCUUCAUGGGCCUUGUCAACCAGCUCGCCAGCUUCUCGCCCGACCUCGCUGCCACUGCUGCGCCUCUACGCCCACUUUUGAGCCCCAAGAAGUCGUUUGUGUGGACGCCCGACCAUGAGCAAGCCUUCCAACGUGUGAAGAUGGCCUUGGCCAGCCCACCAGUCCUUGCUGCCUUUGACCCUGCUCUCCUUACGACUCUGCAGACCGAUGCUUCCCGCCUGUAUGGGCUGGGUUAUGCCUUACUGCAGGACCACGGUGGUGGACAGCAGCGUCUCAUCCAGUGCGGCUCACGUUUCUUGACGGAUACAGAGACCCGAUAUGCGACGAUCGAGUUAGAGAUGUUAGCUGUCGUAUGGGCCAUGGGGAAGACCAAGUUCUACCUCACAGGAUUGCAACACUUUAACCUCGUCACCGAUCAUCGCCCUCUGGUUCCCAUCCUAAACAGCUACUCCCUUGACGCUAUAGAGAAUCCACGUCUACAACGCCUCAAGGAGAAGAUCGCCUCGUAUAUCUUCACAGCUGUAUGGCGCCCAGGCAAGGAGCUGUGUAUCCAGGACGCUCUAUCUCGCUCUCCUGUUGGCUACCCAACGCAUGCUGACGAAGUCCUUGGCAAUGAUACCGGCUUCCAAGUUAGGAGUAUCGCUACACUACGUGCGAUGGAGUCUCUUGCUCCGUUGGUGCCUCCUGAUGUUGCAGAAGCACCUGGCAGUGACCUCGCCCUUGAGGAGCUUCGUAAGGUGGCAACCGAGGACCCCGAGUACGUCCAGCUCCUUUAUUUUGUGAAGAACGGAUUCCCUAUGGACAGGUACGCCCUCCCCAACGUGCUACGCCCGUACUGGAAGUUACGGGAAGACCUCUACUGUGAUGAAGAUCUCGUCCUGUACGGUGCACGAGUGUUGGUGCCUACAGCUCUACGUCGCCGUGUCUUGGCCCGCCUGCACGACAGCCAUCGUGGUGUCGAAGCCACCAAGCGCCGUACUAGGCAGGCUGUGUUCUGGCCAGGCGUGGAUGCAGACAUUGCCAACACUGUUCGAGCAUGUGAGCCGUGCCAGAUUCUGCAGCCCAGUCAACAGCAAGAACCAAGACUCUGUGAUGACAACCCAACUCGACCAUUCGAGUCCAUUUCUGCUGAUUACUUCUCAGUUGCAGGGAAGACUUUCUUAGUCAUUGCAGAUCGUCUGUCCGGCUGGCCUGUCGUCGUGUCCUGUGGCACUGAUACGACGUCUGCUGCCACCAUUCGCCACUUCCGCCGCCUCUUCAGGGACCUGGGUGUUCCUGUACGCCUGCGCACGGACGGUGGCCAUCAGUUCGCCAGCCGGGACUUUUCUACGUUCCUCGAGCGCUGGGGAGUCCUUCACGACACAUCGAAGCCCCAUUACCUACAGUCUAACGGCCAUGCCGAGUCUGCAGUGAAGGCCGUGAAGCACUUCAUCCAGAAGUUGGCACCGUCUGGCAAUAUAGACUGUGAGGCGUUCGACAGGGGUCUCCUGGAGCUUCGGAACACCCCAACCAGACGGGUCGCUCUCCAGCUCAAGUCCUGUAUGGUCGCCCUUUACGCUCUUGCGUCCCCGCACAUGCCAGCGCCUUCCAGAAACAGUGGCAGCCAGGGACGAGUUGCGACCGUCGAGCUGCUGCCCGUCUCCGUGAUGCCACAAGUCGCUAUGACGCUCACGCUCGGCCUCUUCCACCCCUGCAGCGGUGACGUGGUUCGGAUCCAGGACCCGACUACGCAGCGGUGGGAUAAGGUUGGCACCAUCAUGGGCGUUGGCAGGUCACGGGCUUACCUGCUCAAGAUGCCAAGUGGCCGAGUGUGGUGGAGGAACAGGCGCUUCCUCCGCACUGCUCCACCCUAA